GUACGUGCAAUCAGCUGUGCAAUUUGUGAAUGUGUACGCUGUACGCAUAGGCGAAAUAAGCAUAGAUUCUAUAUGCACAACAGAAGAACUAAUAUUGUUCAAUCAAGAUGAGUAAAUACGUGAAUCUGAUGAAUGUGGGCACUACUUAUGCUAUGCGCAUGAAUCGUCUGAGUAAUCGAAUCUUUGGCGAAGCAGUUAGACCAACUAAUCAGAAAUCGAUGAAAGUCGUAAAGCUCUUUAGCGAGAAACCGGUGAACAAACGACCGGAGAUUGUAGAAUAUUAUCCAAGAUUUAAAGAGACUGAGCUAUUAAUGACACAUCUGCGUAAUUACGGUCUGUUUAGGGAUGAGCAUAAAGACUUUAAGGAGGAAUUCGAACGUUUGAGACAACUUCGUGGUAAAACUAAAUGGGUACCACCGUACUUAAGAAAUAAAUCCAAACCAUCCUAAGAUAAUUUAUAAUUGAGUGUAGCAAAUACAACAAAAAAAUUGUU
Trachymyrmex septentrionalis is the source of this 493-nucleotide messenger RNA. RefSeq names its product 28S ribosomal protein S33, mitochondrial (gene mRpS33). The coding region runs from base 108 to 449 and encodes 113 amino acids. NCBI's taxonomy places the organism in Eukaryota, Metazoa, Arthropoda, Insecta, Hymenoptera, Formicidae. The record is from RefSeq and is a predicted model, not a curated record. The transcript is spliced from 2 exons. Gene Ontology annotation, cellular component: mitochondrion.